Messenger RNA from Strigops habroptila (Kakapo), 3650 nucleotides. It is a transcript of the gene ICOSLG, whose product is annotated as inducible T cell costimulator ligand. The coding region runs from base 88 to 1011 and encodes 307 amino acids. The record is from RefSeq and is a predicted model, not a curated record. The transcript is spliced from 7 exons. Lineage: Eukaryota; Metazoa; Chordata; Aves; Psittaciformes; Psittacidae.
CGGCCUAAACGGGGCAGCCCUCGGCUUGGUUCUGAUCGGCCCAGCACAGCACAACUCGGAUAGCUGCCCGCUUCCCGCGCCGCUGCGAUGGAGCUGCGAGGUUCUGGAUUUCUGUUACUGCUCCUUCACAUCAUGAGAGCUGCGAUUGCACUGGAGAAGAAGAUCAUUGUCAGUAAACUUGGAGAUAACACUACACUGAGUUGCAUUUAUCGUGGAAGAGAAUUGCACUUAAAAAAUCUACGGGUAUACUGGCAAAUAGCUGAUGAUCAAGAGGAGUGUACAGUUGUACAUGCACUGAUCUCUGGUCAAGACAAUGAAAGUGAACAGUGUAUUCACUUUAAAAACAGGACUCAGUUAUUCUGGGAUAGGUUGGAAAAUGGUGAUUUUUCUCUGCUAUUACUAAACGUCAGCCAGAGUGAUGAACAUACAUACAAAUGUGUAGUACUGGAGAAAGCUGAAUAUACCAGCAUGGUUCAUCAGGCAGAAGUGGUUCUCAGUUUAGCAGCUAGUUAUAGCCAACCAAUACUCAGUGGGCCAAUAAGUAACAGUGACAGCACUGGAGAGGAGGUGACUUUCAGCUGCAGGUCUGGCAAUGGAUACCCAGAGCCCAAUGUUUAUUGGAUAAAUAAAACUGACAACAGCCACCUGCCUCCAUCGGAGCUAAUGAUCAUCCCGAACAACAAUGGCACUUACAGCGUUUUUAGCACGUUGAAGGUUAAAGCCACUUCUAACAUGCAAAUAGAGUGCUCCAUAGAAAAUAAGAUACUACAUGAAAAUCUAUCAGCCAACUACACUCAACAGAAGCAAAGCAAUGGGUCUAGCACGGAAAGUCACAAAAACCUGAAAAAAAAUGGACGAGGUGCUCAGGCAGCUGGCAUCAUUUCUGUCGUCAUUCUGAUAGGUAUUCUAGCUGUCGUAAUCUGCUGGCUAAGGAGACGGAACUCUUCUAAACUAGUGUCCUACACAGAUGUCCAGCUAAAUGAAGACAAUGGAGUCAACUCACCUGUCUAAAUGGAAAGUCUGCCAACAAUCUGGGCAGCUGAAGACGUGUCAAGAGAAGCAUCACCCCUUAUCUCAGUGGCAGUAUUACUUGUAAUACAAGUGAUAGAUUUCUGCAGAGCAUGCCAAGAAAGAUGGCCAAAAAAAGCUUCUCCAACACAAGAGACAGCAAAAUCUGCUGGAUUUCUGUUCCAGCCACUGGCUGUGUCCACGCAACAGUUGUGUCGCCACACCAGCUAGCCACUUUGGACAGUCUUCUGUGAUAGUCUGUCAGCAUUUUAAGCUCCUGCAGUGGAGGAAGCAGUAAGCCUGGGACUCAGCUACGCUGUACCAGACUACAGAAAGCUGGUGAGUGCCCAGCCUCUCAUCACCUUCGAGGACUUUGUUAGUAGCAGAAGCAACUGCAUUUUAGGAGUGUGGGAAGUUCUUACUGUGCCUCUUUAUCCUGAUGAUGACUACUGAAUGUGAAGAAAGGCAGCUAAAAAAAAAAAAACCACAAACCCCACAAAAACCAAAAAAAGCUCCAAAUAACAAACUACUGAAGAACUCUCUGCAAAAUGAGAUUUGUGACUUUUUCCACCUUUCUCACUCCACAGCACAUCUUUUAACUGUCUGGUUUCACCAGCUGCAUGUUAUUCUGUACAGAACAAAGUAAAACAUUUUGACCUAGUCCUCCAAAAAUGGGAGUUGCUCUGAUGGGGUUAAGCACCAAAUAUGUUACCAUAAUGGAAUGUGCUUUCUUUAGAUGCACUUGAUAUCAGCAUUUUGGUUUUUACCAAAUAUUCCACUGAAAAGGGGACUUCCACUUCUGACAGAAGCCGGUGCAUACUAUGUGAAAGAACAGGCUGUGGAAAUCUGACCAAUCAGAAACAGUGCCCUCUAUGUUAAUGUCAGGUUACCUGGACUUACCCUUUUCAGGAUACAACAAAAACUGGUCAAGCUCUGCUUGAUUCAGCUAGUCUUUAUUUAAGCACUCCCCUGUGGCUUCCAGGGAGUUUUAAACUGAAAUUUUUAAACUGAGAUUUUCCUUGUGUCCCAUCCCUACACACGCACAAAGAAAGUGCAGGCUACAUAAAUGUGUUUUCCAUGAAUGUCCAGAAAGCCAAGAACUGCAGUUUCCAUGGGCCAGUGUACGUGCCUUGCUAUUUCAUCCGAGUCAACCAAGAGAAACUAGUUGAAAAUAGCAAAGCAGUAAACUUUGCUGAUAGUAUGAGGUUUUGAAGGAGGAAGAAUCUAUACUAGCUCUCUUGCUUAGGUGGGGCAGUUUCCCCAUCUUGUCAUGGGGGUAUGGCAAAGAUGAUUUUAAACUGAGCCCUGCAAACUCUUGGCUUUUCCUCUACCAGUUGCUAGACUAAAAUUCUACUACUUUUGUGAAAAAGUCACAGCCUUGUUUGUCCGAGCUCAGUGUAUGAGAGGCACUCCAGUGCCAACCGUGAGGUAAGACUGAUUUUUUUUUUUUUUGUAUCAAGAUUAGCUUUCAAACCCCAGACAAGUGAAAAUAAAUUUUGAUGUCCUGUUCUCCCAUCACAUGGAAUCCAGAAACAUUUGGCAAUAGCACAGUCAGCUUUUGUUGAAGCAGUACCCCCAAGGAGGCUCUGAGUUUGGUAGCUGUGCACCACUACUAUGCUAGUAUUUUGUGGGAAGGCUGCACAGGCUCAGCUUCCAUGACAUUUAAGAGAAAGGGCAGUUUAGCUCUCACUUGAUGCAAUCUAGGCUUACCAAUUUGAACAGGAUAGGGAAAUUGUUUAGAAAAAGCAACAAGCCAAGCUGCAACUAAAGAAUUAAGCUCCUGCCUAGGUUCUAAGAAACUGUACAACUGGGGAGUUUUUAAAACAUCUAUUAACAUAAAGUAUAUUGUUAAUCAUCAGUGUCUGAAAAAUACUGGUUUAUUUAUUAAUUUCACUUUUGUCCUUUGUUGUCUUCCAAUCUACAUCUGUACCAUAUCCUGGCAGUAGGGCAUUUAGCUGACAACAUUUAUCAAAUAAGAUUACUGAGGUGUCUUAAGUUACUUUAAAUGUCAGUCUUCCCUUGUCUUCUUUCACAUCCAUUAAUCUGUAUGUUAGGUAUUUUCUGAGUCCAUAUCUAGUCUUCAGUGAACCCCAAAAGGAAUUUUCUUGAGGAAAGCAUGCAAGCUUGCAGACACUUUAAAAAAAUGUGAACAUCAUCUGUGGGAAUGUGAACCAUUUCCUAAUGGCUCAGUAAGAAGUCCUGCAGAUGUUUCCUCACUCUCUGCUGCAUGAAGUUUUGUGCAGCCUUUUUCAUACUGCUAUAACUGAUGGGAGCCUUUUCUAAAAACAGUUUUUCACUUUUAGAUUCUGCAACUGCAAGAAGCUGUAACAAUUAAGAGAAAUAAGAAACAACCUAGCAAUAUGUUUCACUUCACAAUACGUUGUUAAACCAAUCUAGGCUAGUUGGAUUUUCCUACUUCUGGAUUACUUCACCGUACGUAGUGAAUACAUUUAAAUGCAACUGCCUGCUCUUGCAAAAUCCAUACUUUGAAUUGGUUUAGGUUUCCAGCUAUUUUUGGAGGCAAGUAUAUCCUAGAUGACAGUUGUUUGUUACCAGUCAAAGGACUUGGGAAUUCUGUAAUAACAGUUUUUGUCAUUAUGUACCAUGUUUAUAUUUGAAUAAAAUCCAUUCAUUCUUCUCAA